AUGGAUAAAGUUAAAAGAAAAAGAAAUGGACAUGGUAGAACUGUUAGAUUAAAGAAAAAAAUGUAUAUAAGUUUAAAAAUUNAAAAAUUGGCUGGUUAUUUGUCAUCAGAAACCAUUCAGUGGAACUUCAACCCCCCUAGAGCCCCAAACUUCGGUGGAUUGUGGGAGGCAGGAGUUAAAUCGUUCAAGUAUCACUUAAAAAGAGUUGUAGGUGGUACAAUCUUGACAUUAGAAGAGUUUCUCACCAUCACCAAUCAAAUCGAGGGAAUUUUAAACAGUCGCCCCAUUUCCCCGUUAUCAGUGGAUCCAGAUGAUCUUGAGGUAUUAACACCUGCUCAUUUCAUUAUAGGUAGACCAAUUGACACGCUACCAGAUAUUGAUCUCAAAUCUCUAUCAGAUAAUAGACUUUCACAUUGGCAACGUGUAACAAAAAUGACGCAAAUCAUUUGGAAACGGUGGACUAAUACAUAUUUAAAUAAUUUACAACAACGGAAUAAGUGGAUGAUUGAAAGAGAAAAUAUUAAAAUAGGGACAUUAGUCAUUAUCAAGGAAGAUAAUAUACCUAUCUUUAAGUGGUUAGUGGGAAGAAUUACAGAAGUUUUCCCAGGGUCUGAUGGUAAAGUAAGAGUUGUAAGUGUAAAAACAAAAAAUGGUGUAUUUAAACGCAGUGUAUCGAAAAUUUGUGUUUUACCUUUGGAGAAUUGAAAUUGUGUUUUGUAAAAAAAAAAAAAAUUGUUGUUUUGUAAGUAUGUAACUUGUUGAACCUUGGAAGGUUCAAGGCGGGAGGAUGUUAAGUUCAGUGUAACAUAUGUGAGACAUGUGUCAGGUGUGUGGAUGUCGGCAGGUGGUGAUGGACAGUCCACAGCUUGG
Molecule: messenger RNA, 870 nt
Organism: Centruroides sculpturatus (bark scorpion)
Lineage: Eukaryota; Metazoa; Arthropoda; Arachnida; Scorpiones; Buthidae
Exons: 3
Coding region: 1-705 (234 amino acids)
Molecular function (GO): nucleic acid binding
Source: RefSeq, a predicted model, not a curated record